AGACGUGGGACUACCUAUAUAACCAUGCUCACUCCACGGGAUGAAAACAACGAAGGCGACGCCAUGCCAAUGUUAAAGAAGCCAAGAUACUCGAGCCUCUCUGGUCAAUCGACUAACAUCACCUAUCAAGAGCAUACCAUUAGUCGGGAAGAACGAGCUGCGGCAGUUGGAAGACAUGAAGGUUUCCGUGGAUGUACGAUCUGGUUCACGGGACUUUCGGGUGCUGGAAAAACUACCAUUUCUUUUGCGUUGGAGCGUACUUUAAACAAGCUCGGAAUUCCUUGUUAUGGGUUGGAUGGAGACAACAUUCGUCAUGGAUUAUGUAAGAAUCUCGGAUUUUCCAAAGAAGAUCGUCAAGAGAACAUCCGUCGAGUUGCUGAAGUUGCUAAACUUUUUGCUGAUUCUGGAAUGAUAUGUCUUGCUGCAUUCAUUUCUCCUUUCCAAGAGGAUCGUCUCGACGCUCGAAAGAUCCAUGAAUCUGAAAAUGUGAAAUUCAUUGAAGUUCAUGUAAGCACUACUCUGGAAGUGUGUGAACAAAGAGAUCCUAAGCCUUCAGAACUGUACAAGAAAGCUCGUGCUGGACAAAUCCUCGGAUUCACUGGAAUUGACAGUGCCUACGAACCACCAGAGAAUGCUGAAAUUAUUUUGGACGCUGGAAAGGAUGGUGUUCAACAAUGCGUUCAAAAAGUUCUGGAUCAUCUGGAAUCCAAAGGAUUGCUUCCAGAGCAGAUCCCAGAUGUUCCUGCUGUUCGAGAAUUAUUUGUGUCUGAUGAUUUGACCGUCGCUGAGCUGCUCAAGGAGAGUCAAAAUCUUCCAACUGUAGAGCUCACGAAAGUAGAUCUUCAAUGGCUUCAAGUUCUUGCUGAAGGAUGGGCAACUCCAUUGUCUGGAUUUAUGCGCGAAAGACAAUAUCUUCAAAGCAUGCAUUUUGGACAACUUCUUGAUUUGAAGCAUAAAGUCGCAUUUGUCGGAGAAAAAAGUGACGACAAAGAAGAUUCGUGGCCAAUGAUGGAUGAUAUUAACCAGUCUAUUCCUAUCGUUCUUCCAAUCUCUGAUGAUGUCAAAAAGGGACUGGAAGGUGUUACAAGAAUAGCUCUGAAAUAUAACGGACAAGUCUAUGCUAUUCUUUCGGAUCCUGAAAUAUUCGAACAUCGAAAAGAUGAACGUGUAUGUCGUCAAUUUGGAACAAACGAUCCACGUCAUCCUGCAGUUGCUCAAGUUUUGGAAUCUGGAAAUUGGCUCCUAGGGGGUGAUGUGGCAGUUGUACAGAAGAUUCAGUUCAAUGAUGGACUCGACAAAUAUCGUAAAACUCCAAAUGAACUACGCGCAAUUUUUGCUGAAAAGAAUGCAGAUGCCGUUUUCGCAUUCCAACUUAGAAAUCCGAUUCAUAACGGACAUGCUCUUCUAAUGAGAGAUACCCGUGAAAAAUUGCUCGCUGAGCACAAAAAUCCAAUUCUUUUAUUGCACCCACUUGGAGGAUGGACAAAGGAUGAUGAUGUACCCUUGGAUAUUAGAAUAAAACAACACGAAGCAGUUAUUGCUGAAAGAGUUUUGGAUCCAGAAUGGACUGUUCUCUCGAUUUUCCCAUCUCCAAUGAUGUAUGCUGGUCCAACUGAAGUUCAGUGGCAUGCCAGAUCCAGAAUAGCUGCUGGUAUUCAACACUAUAUAGUGGGACGUGAUCCUGCUGGAAUUCAAAAACCAGGAAGUCCUGAUGCUCUUUAUGAAACUACACAUGGAGCUAAAGUACUUUCAAUGGCUCCAGGUCUUUCUGCUCUUCAUAUACUUCCAUUCCGAGUUGCUGCAUAUGAUAAAACAGCCAAGAAAAUGUCAUUUUUCGAUACAUCAAGAAAAGAAGAUUUUGAAAACAUUAGUGGAACAAAGAUGCGAGGAUUGGCACGAAAUGGAGAUACACCACCAGAGGGAUUCAUGGCUCCAACUGCAUGGGAAGUUCUUGCUGGCUACUACAAAUCACUACAAAACUCAAACUAAUUCGUCUAAUCGAAGAAGGGGAUCGUGGGCAAUCAUAACUAAUUAACCUUCAUGUAUAUAUUUUAAUCAUUGUCAUGAUAAUUUUCCAUCCAGUUCAAUAAGAAUUCCAUACAAUAAAGAAUCACAU
This is a messenger RNA of Caenorhabditis elegans, 2116 nucleotides long. RefSeq names its product Sulfate adenylyltransferase (gene pps-1). The coding region runs from base 25 to 1989 and encodes 654 amino acids. Gene Ontology annotation, biological process: sulfate assimilation. Gene Ontology annotation, molecular function: ATP binding; sulfate adenylyltransferase (ATP) activity; adenylylsulfate kinase activity. The record is from RefSeq and is marked reviewed. The transcript has 6 exons. Gene Ontology annotation, cellular component: nucleus. NCBI's taxonomy places the organism in Eukaryota, Metazoa, Nematoda, Chromadorea, Rhabditida, Rhabditidae.